This is a messenger RNA of Pelobates cultripes (western spadefoot toad), 17804 nucleotides long. The record is from the annotation of a GenBank genome assembly. Lineage: Eukaryota; Metazoa; Chordata; Amphibia; Anura; Pelobatidae.
AAGCUGAGAGGAGAUUGUCUCUGUACUGGAUUACAGGUAAGUUUUUAAUAUUUUUUGCAGCUUUUUAUUUUAGGUUCCCUACAUCUAAGCUAAAAAAAAAUAAAAUAAAAAAUAAACUACUCCAACUUAAAAAUAGACAUAUUUAUUUCAAACUUUAGAGUAUUCCUUUAAGUAACAGCUGAAUUAACUAUUUUUUGUAGAAUUAGACCUCUUUCUGGCAAUUCACUCUACAAUUGUUAUGAGACUUCUACUGUGUCCUUUUCUACCUUUUAAAUUGUAUCAUCCUAAUAAAGUCAGUGGUCGAAUUCCUCUUGCCAAAACACUUUACUGCCUUGCAUAAGUAUUUAUCCACCUUUGAAGUCCUACAUUUAUUAGUGUUACAACAUAGGCUUUCUUCUCUAUCAUCACUUAUGUGUGGGGUGUAUGGGACUGAUGAAUUGAGUGGGGAUCUCAGGAACAUACAAAGGUACAAAGGAAGGUGCAAGCUGAACUCUUCUUAAUGUUCUUCAGCUGCUCCUCCCUUUACUAUAUGAGCUUUCGAAAAUACGUUUAUAAAAACAGAUGAGAUGAGAGAAACUGCUUCAUAAUGUAAGUGAACCAUCCAUUCCACUAGUAUUCCAUGUGCAGGUGGUGACAGGAAAAUAAAAAUUAAUAAAGGGAUGGCAAUUUAAAGGGACACUAUGGUCAACAGAACAACUAUAGAUACAAUGCAGUUGUUCUGGUGUGUACAGUAUGUCCCUGCAGGCAUUUUAAUUUAAACAUUGCCUUUUCAGGGUUUACAUUGCAGCCUAGGAACACCAUCAGUGGCAGUCACUCAGACGGCCAAUAGAGGUGCUUCUUGGGUCAGUCCUGCACAUUGUGGAGAUGCUGAUUGGUGCAACGCGGCAUUUUGUUGCGCAUUCGCCUCCCGAUACUUUCCAUGGAAAUGGGGUAGGGGCAGGGGCAGAGCCAUCGCCUUUUUGGAGGGGGGCAACUGGGGCUGAACACCUAAAUGGUGUUUUAACACUAUAGGGCCAGGAAGACAAGUUUGUGGUCCCGAUCUUAUAGUGUUCCUUUAACCCCUUAAAGACCAAACUUCUGGAAUAAAAGGGAAUCAUGACAUGUCACACAUGUCAUGUGUCCUUAAGGGGUUAAUCUAUUAACACUCAUUAACAUAGGGGGAGGUUAUAUCUGAAAUCUUUGCACUAUGUAGUCACCCGUAUGUAAUUCACCUGCGGGAUGUCAACGUAACAACUUUAGACUAUGUAUGUAACAAAAUAUUGUCCUACAUAAAACCAUCCACCUCACAUGUGGUCAAACACCAUUAUGUCAAACCCUUUAAUCUCACACUAGGUUAACAGGGUAUUCUGAGGAAAUGGCAUGUGAUUUCUGUCCCUUUACCAUUCCCACUGGUUGGAGCAGAAGAAGAGUAUUGUGAUUAUUGCACUCUAUAACCUGAAUUGUGUAAAUAAAAACAGAAUGCAAAAGAAGAAAUCAGAAUGGUUUGAACUUUGGUAAUGUUCCGUUCAGGUGACAGAUAUCGGCUACUAUUACAAUCUAUGCAUACAUUGGUCCACGAAAUAAUGCAGUCUUUGCAUGCUCUAGCAACUGAUGUUUUACAGCACACACAGGAAUAUAUUGUCAUAGAAACACAUGAUAGUCCUCUGCCAAGAUCCAGCUAAGAAACCACUAGCAGAUUUGUUGUUAUGGUACAGUGCAUUAUCAGUUCCACCAAUAGUAAAGAGAUUAACAUUAAAUAAAUUACAACCUCAAAUCUCAUCUCUGUUUAGUAAGGCAGCUAUUAGUAGAAAAGCACAAAGGUCAAGGAUAGUCAUGGGAAAAGAAAAUCCUUUUUUUUUUUAUCCCUGGCUCUUUAUAAAUGUUUGCUCUGAAUCUCUGAACUCCGUAUAUUUCUUUACUGUAAACGCAACACAAAUGGUGCGUACGGACAAAAAUAUUUCUGCACAUCUGCAGUACUUGACAUUUAUGCAGCUUUUUGGCAGACGUUUCAAAAUUACUUUUUUUUUUUUUUUUUUUUUUAAUACUCACUUAAUAGGAGUGUCCGAAAACAUUUCCAACACUGAGCCAGAUACUUGAAUCAGUGUCAGACACAGAUCUGGGAUAACUAAAUUCAGAACCAGCAGAACACAACAGAAAUUAUUAUAGAGCUGGUAAGUAGAGCAACACAUUAUUUUAAAUAUAAUACCUAAUGUUUAUGGCCCACUUUGAAGUUAGAUAUGAACUUAAAUAUUAUUUUUGUUGAUAUUCAGAGAUAUUGUGACGUAAUUACUAUAGUUUUUACAAUUAAUUUCCCUUGUAAAUCAGAAUGGAAAAUAGUUAGCUCACAGGGGAUUAUUAGAUGUUCCUCAUAACUUUUUAGAGAAAUAAUGCAAUUAUAAUGCAAUUAUAGAAAAGCACAUGUUACUUAAGGCUUUUGGAACCUACUUAAAACUGCUUUGUUUUAUACAUCACAUGAUAAACAGGCGUUCGUUGACGGAGUGGGGAGAAUAUAACCUUCCAAAUAUAUUUUGCAUUUUAAACCUCACCAUCAGAAUGGAGUAUUUUAGAUACUUUAGGUGUUUUCUGAGUUAAGAUGAAAUGUUGCUUCAUUCCUCAGAAUAUUGCUUAAUAUGCAGCUAUGAGAGUAAUUUUAGACUAAUGGAGAAUUAGGGUUUAAUGGUUUAAGGCUUAAAGGAAAAAGGCAUACAAGGUGUUUAAGAUUUGUGGACUAAGGGGCGUAGGAAUAGAAUUUCUAAGACGCAAUGCACCCCCAAACCCUAUUUCACUGGAUAUACUGCUGGUCACAGAAGCACUGACAUUGUUGUAAUGUCAUUCACUAAUAGAAAGAGCUAUAUGUUGAAUGCAGAAACAUUAUAUAAUUGCUAAAAUGACAAAAAAGCCUUUGUAUAAUCAACAUGUUAAAAUUUGUUCCUACUAGAACUUUAAAAAUCUAUGCAGGUCUUGCUUUAAACUAAAAGUUAUUUAAAACUGUUGAAAGCAGGGCGAGACUGGAAUAGCAAUUUGUCUGGGGCAUUUAAAGACAGAGUGUCAGGGGACCCUGCAUCAUUCUGGCAUAAGGAUCACUCCACUCCAAGCAGCUUUUAUACCGGUGGUGAUGCAGUCAUUCCAUCAUAUCAGCAACAGUGUCAAAUUACAUUUUGGCAUCGCUUUGAUGACGCAACACGCUAGGUCUAUUUAUCCUCAGUCCGUCAGGAGACCUGUGCCCUGUUCUGGUCUCUAGUUUUGUUUAUUGUGGUUUUCUACUUCUGUUUGUUGAGUAGUAUAGAAAUAGGAAUUCUCCAAUCCUGACCUUGUCAAUUAUCCACUCUCUUGCUAUUUUGAUCUCCCUUGACUUUUCUUUUGACCAUUCUACCUCUGUUGUACACAUUAAGCCCAGCCACCUCUAAGAACCGGUAAUACAUUACUAUUUCUCUGUGCUCACCUAGGAUUGCAUGUUGGAAAAUUGCAUAUUACUGACUCAGAGCAACCAAUGGGAGGGUGAGGUUAAAGAGUUCUAUGAUCAUUAUCGUUAUUAGCAUUUACAUAGUACCGACACAUUCCGUAGCGCUUUACGAUUAUAGCAUGGGGAUGUUUGGCAAGUAUUUGACAUACAAUUAACAGUGACAGAGACAAGGAAUCAUGAAGUCUCUAUUGAAACGCGUUUAUAUUCAUCCCCAAUAACAAGCAUUCACCUCCUGCCAGGGCUGGACUGGCCCACCGGUACUGGGAAAUAUUCCAGCCCCGGUCUCAUUAAGCUGCGCGCUGGGGAGCAGAGACACAACAGCUAGCUCAAGUAAGCUCAAGUAACAAGUAUGUACGUCAGUCUGUCAGUGGGAGUGUAUGUGUGUGUGUCUGCAUCAUGGUGUGUGUGUCUGUGUCAUGGUGUGUGUGUCUGUCUGUGUCAUCGUGUGUGUGUGUGUCUGUGUCAUGGUGUGUGAGUGUGUGUCUGUGUCUCGGUAUGUGUGUGUCUGUGUCAUGUAAUGUGUGUGUCUGUGUCCCGGUAUGUGUGUGUCUGUGUCACGGUGUGUUUGUAUCAUGGUGUGUGUGCGUCGGUCUAUGUCAUGGUGGGUGUGUGUGUCUGUCAUGGUGUGUGUCUGUCUGUGUCAUGGUGUGUGUGUCUGUCUGUGUCAUCUAUUGUGUGUCUGUGUCACGGUGUGUGUGUGUGUGUGUCUGUGUCACGGUGUGUCUGCAUCAUGGUGUGUGUCUGUCUGUCUGUGUCAUGGUGGGUGUGCCUGUCUGUUUCUUGGUCUGUGUCAUGGUGUGUCUGUCAUGGUAUGUGUGUGUCUGUCAUGGUAUGUGUGUGUCUGUCAUGGUAUAUGUAUGUGUCAUAGGGUGUGUGUGUGUCUGUCAUGGUGUAUGCGUGUGUUUUUAAAAAUAGUGUUUUUACUCACCUUUUUUUUUUCCAGUGUCUUACUGGUCUCCCCUCGACAGGCCCUGCCUUUAUGUCUGAGAUCAUCAAGCUUGAUGAUCUCAGCCAAUCCGCACUGACACAGGAAGCACCUCUAGUGACUGUCUGAGUCACUAGGAAGCAAUGUAAGCACUGCCUUUUUUCUGAAAAGUCAGUGUUUACAUUGAAAAGCCUGCAGGGACAGGAUAUAGACACCAGAACCACUACAUUAAGCUGUGUUUGUGUGUUUGUGUGUGUGUGUGUGUGUGUGUGUGUGCGCGUGCCUGCUACUGAGUGAGCUUGCUUGCAUGUGUGUGUGUGUGUGUGUGUGUGUGUGUGUGUCUGCCUGCUAGUGAGUGAGCUUGUGUUUUUAUGUCAAUGAGCUUAUGUAUAUCAGUGAGAUUGUUUGUCUAUGAGGCUGUGUAUCAAUGAGCUUGUGUGUGUCAGUGAGAUUGUCUGUACUGUAUAAUUAAACGUUUUACUCUGAAAGGACCAAUAUUUUAUAUUAGAAAAAGCAAUAUAUAUAUAUAUAUAUAUAUAUAUAUAUAUAACUCAAUCAUCUGGGUGGCAAGACAUAGCCUGACAUAUUACAUGCAACAAUAUAUGGCGCAAUGACUUUUGGGGCUGGCAUAGAUUUUUUUUCCAGGGCUGCUUUGUAUCCCCAGUCCGGCCCUGCUUCCUGCAGAGCCCAUUCUCAGAACCGUUCUGAAAUGCUGUUGCAUGGGUUAAUGUUUAUUUAGCACAGCACAAGCACAUUUAGGGAGUUGCUUGCUCUGCAUUUUUUUUAUGGUAUCCCUAGAGGGAAUGUGAUAAGGGUUACUGUUGGUGUUGUAUGUGCGAGGAGGCUGCUUAUGGUGCUGCAAGUGUGGGAUGAGACUACUUGUGGGUUUGAUUGUGUGUGGAGGGGUUGUAGUGUGUAUAGGUGGGGGCUGUUUUGAGUGUAUGUACCUGUAUGUGUUAAGUGGACUGUUUGUGGUGUGUGUAUGUAAGUGUAUGUUUGUAGUAUGUGAGUGUAAAUAGGAGAUGUUUGCGUUGUGUGUUUCUGUGUGUGGAGAGGGCUAUUUGUUACAGAAACAUAGAAACAUAGAAUGUGACGGCAGAUAAGAACCAUUCGGCCCAUCUAGUCUGCCCAAUUUUCUAAAUACUUAUAUUAGUCCCUAGCCUUAUCUUAUAGUUAGGAUAGCCUUAUGCCUAUCCCACGCAUGCUUAAACUCCUUUACUGUGUUAACCUCUACCACUUCAGAUGGAAGGCUAUUCCAUGCAUCUACUACCCUCUCAGUAAAGUAAUACUUCCUGAUAUUAUUUUUAAACCUUUGUCCCUCUAAUUUAAGACUAUGUCCUCUUGUUGUGGUAGUUUUUCUUCUUUUAAAUAUAGUCUCCUCCUUUACUGUGUUGAUUCCCUUUAUAUAUUUAAAUGUUUCUAUCAUAUCCGCCCUGUCUCGUCUUUCCUCCAAGCUAUACAUGUUAAGAUCCUUUAACCUUUCCUGGUAAAUUUUAUCCCGCAAUCCAUGAACCAGUUUAGUGUGCAGUAAAUAACAAUGUUCCUAUUACUAGUCAGGUAAUAUGCAAAUAUGACUGAUACUGUACAGUCCAUCACUCUGCAGAGACUUAAGGUAUUUCAAUGUAGAUCCUAGCUGCUAGAAGGCUAUAUCGUCACAGUAAAACAUUCAAAAUAAACAAUUUACCGAUGACCUAAGAAGACCAGGUUGAGUGUAAAUAAAUGAAUAAAAUCUGUUUGUUAUGUUAAUCUAGUUUCAAUUAUUGGUUUAACUUGCAUAAAAAGCAAAUAUAAAAAAGCUUACAGUAUAAGCAUUAGGAUAAAGUUCAUUAUAUUUAACUGUUCUGUACUUUCCCCUUUACAUAAUUAAUAAUCUGGUAGAGAUAGAUAAGUAUCGCUAUGACAGUCUGUUUAAAAGAAAAUUCUUCAAGUCCCUGCGAAUUUUUCCUGAUAUAACAUAAAUAUAUAUUGUAAACAUUCAGGUUUGCAUGAAACAUUCUAUAAACAUGAAUGCUGUAUUAAAAAGAUCCGUCUCCAAGAUUUUAAUUCAGCAGUCUGAAUGUUCUGGUACCAUGGCUUUAUAAAAUGACUAACAAGAUUUUAAUUCAGGGAUCCCCAACUUUCUUUUCAUAAUUUAGAACAACAUUAUCAAGUUGGAAAGACCCAUUCAAAUAUUUUCUAUCUUGGCUAAAAAUAUUUAAACUGGCUUCCAACCCACCAAAACGUACUGUUUAUUAAAUACUACACUCUGGAAUAGAUUUACAUAAAGGUGAAAACAUUUUUUUUAUUGUGACGACCUAGGAUAUAGAACCCUAUGAAUUCUACCCAGAGUUUUUAAUUCUUACUCCAAUCUAAGAGUCACACAGUCUGUAACUAUAUCCUUCAUAUUUUAAUUGAUUCACAAUAUUUGAUCCUCUCCAAAUAUGUGUUUCAUACAAGUUAUACCUAGAGUAAAAAAACCUAGGAUGAACACAGUAUACUCACUUAGCGAUAUUUAGGGAGAUGACAAUUGCCACAACUGAUGAGUUAUUUGAUUACACAAUUCCACAGGGUACAUAGCAAGAGAUCAUGCAUUUUUAUUAUGAUAAUACCAAUUUCUUUGCUGAAUGAUAAUUAUAUUAUUUUAUCUCUAUGUUUCUCUCUAUGUCCAACAAUGUGACCAAGGUAUAAUAAAAAUACAACACUUACUGAAAAGCCCCUCUUAACUUUCCUAUUGUUCCAGUGCUGUUAAAAGUGAAGAAUACAAUGAACAUUCUGUCUGCCACACUCCCACUCUCUUACUGUACAAGAAGUACAAGAACAUCUAUGGUUUAAUAUACAUUGCCUGCAUUCCUGCAGAGCAGGAAGCAGAAGAGGGAGAGGGCUCUAGAAUACUACAGUGUUUAUGUGCAUGCUAAAAUAGCAGCAGAGUGUUCUAUAAUGUAUAGAUGACUUUAACAUGUAAACGGGAAACUGUACUUCCCAAAGCACAAUUAUGUUUCUUAUAAUUACCCAUACAUGGGGAUUGUAUACAUUUUAUUCAUACAUAAGAAUUUUUUAACAUACUAAUCUCACACCCUCUUUGAUAGAUUGCAAAGCAAGGGAUCCUGUAUAAGCUCUGAAAUGGUAUCUAUCUACUUUUUCAGUAAGGGCCCAGCAAACAAAUGACACUUUAAAAAUUGCAUAAAACGCAAUUGCAUUUUCAGGUAUCUCUGAACAGCUAUCUACACAAAAAGUCUCAUGUCCCGUGAAUGUGUUAAAUAGUCUUUGUAAAUUUCAAAGAAAUGCUAGAUUGUGUAUUUUACAAUCACGGACCCAAAGAGUUAAAUAAUAAAUCUCCAACAGAAUUACAUGUUGUAUGUUUAUUAAGUCACCAGACGGUUUUAUAAUGUAAUGCAAUGCAAUAAUGACAUGUUAUAACAAAACCCUGUGACUGGCAACGUGGGGAGCACAGGACUGCACAAGAAUUGAAUUCCUAGAAUACAGAACUUGGGAAAUAGAAGCCUACUCUUACAGGCAGUGUGUAAAUGUUAUUAAAAAAGAUGUUCUAUUUUCAGUAAAUCAACACAUAUGGUGACAAAUAGGUUGUGUCAUAUCAGUGUGUUAAUUCUGUGAUAAGUACACAUUAACAAUAAUGUAUCAGUAAUUUGGUUGAUGAAAGGUAAUCAUGUACUGUGGUCAGUAAAUCUACACAGAUGUUUAAAAAAUCUGGAUGUGGGUGGUGUGAGAAGUGAAUAAGUUAUUAUAUGUAAAGUGCAUUAAGCAGAAUAAUAACAUAAACCAAAGUUCAAAUAUAUGAAGUAUUUAAAUCUCAUUUUAGAGUAGCAUCAUGCGUUUGCCUUUAAUCACUUAAAGGGACACUAAAGUCACCAGAACAACCACAGCUUAAUGUAGUUGUUCUGGUGAGUAUAAUCAUUGCCUUCAGGCAUUUUAAUGCAAACACUGCCUAUUCAGAGAAAAGGCAGUAUUUACAUUGCCCCCUAAGGACACCUCCAAGUGGCCACUCCUUAUAUGGCCACUGGAGAUGCUUCCUGGGGCAGUGCUGCACAGUAGGCAGCACUGCCGUUCAGCGUCUCCACGCUCCUGAUGGGGACAUUGAAUUUUCCUCAUACAUAUGCAAUGAGUCAAUGCAUCUCUAUGAGGAGGUGCUGAUUGGCUAAAAUGGUGUUUGGCCCCACCCCGUCCCACCCCCAUAGGGAAAGCAUUAGAUUGGCUAAAAAUCUGCAAUUCUGAUGAUGUCACCAAGGAUAAAGCAUAUAAAGUAUAAAGAAUAAAAGCAUCAAUUACUUUCUUACCAGACUUCUGAGUGCACUCUUGUUUAUAAACAUAUAUAAACAUUUUAAGUGUAUUUUGUUAUAAAUACUAAAUAUCAAAACACAUCAUUUUAAGAUUUACUUUAUUUAAUUCUAUGUGUAUGUAAAAUCACAUGGAAUUAAAAAAAAAUUUAAAUUAUAAAAAUGUAGUUUGAUAUUAUAUUGUCAUAUCAAAAUACACUGAAUUUUUAAAAAAUAUAUAUAUUUAUUAUUAUUUUUAAAUUUUAAGUGUAUUUUUCUUUUAUAUAUAUAUAUAUAUAUAUAUAUAUAUAUAUAUAUAUAUAUAUAUAUAUAUAUAUCAAAAUAUAAUAUCAGAAUACACUUGGAAUGAAAUUAUUUCUAUGUGUAUAUUUAGGAUUAUGAUUUUACAUAAUUAUGUAAUUGUAUUAAUUACAUAUUGGGGGACCUGUCUGACCACACAGGCAGAAAGUCCAGAUAAUUUAAUUUGCAAGCCCUAUAUUUAACCCUGUAUCUUUCCAAAACCCACAAAACCUGUACAUGGGCAUAGUGUUGUACUCGUGAGACAUCACUAAACACAAAGAUGCGCAUUUUAUUGCAGGUAACAGUAUUACGACAUUCACAGUUAAAAUGCCCUGCAGAAUUUGGAAAAUAAAAUGUAUUAAUUUCUCACACUUUUCUUUUUAGAUUUUAUCCAUUUUAAAUUAAUUUCAUAUAUAAAUAUUUGAUGUAAAUUCAAGCCCUAUUUCUCCUAAACAAAAUCAUAUAUAAUAAGUGUAAGUGCACUUAAUAUGAAAGAGGUGAAUUAUGGCUGAACAGACAUAUAGCUCAAAAUCUAGGUUUUGUUCUGGUUCAGAACUUGUACAAUUGCCUCCAUCCUUAUAAACUGACAUUAAAUAAAUGAGAAGUGAAAAUUACGUGUCCUUUUUAACAUUUUAUGAAACUUAAUGAUAUAUUUUUAAAUUAUGUACAUAGAUUUUUGGCAAUAAUUUUACUUUUUUUUUUAAUCUGGCUUAGCAACCAUGUUGAGUCAGACUCUACUGUCAUCUAGCCAACUGCUGCUCAACCUAACUUGCCUGCUGCUGUGGUUGCGCAGUACGAAACUACACCAGCAGGCAAAUUAGUGUAAGCAGUAGUUGGUCAGACAAGAGCAGAGUCUGAUCCAACAUGGCUGCUGAGUUAGAUAAAAAGGUGAAAAUGUAUCAAAUAAAUCAAUAUACAUCAUUAAAAAAUGUAUAACUAAAUUUAAUUUAUUGUAAAAAACUUUUGAAAAAAUGAGAAGUAUAAAUUUGAGGACAUUUAUCAUUUAAAGGAACACUGUAGGCACUAAUGGACUCCAGCCACUAUAACCACUUCAAUUUGUUGAGUCGUUAUGGUACCUGAAGUGUUUCUUUAAAGUUUUGGCAUGUGCAUCAUAUCCUGGCUGAUUUAACAUUGCCCCUUAAGGCAUAAUUUCAGUGGCCUACUGACCAUAUAAAAUAUUUAAAGGUCAAUUGAUCCCCUCCUAACCUUACUUUACAUUAGCUACAUUCCUCUGCUAGAAAGCAUAUCCAUUGACCCCAAGAUGUGACAUUUCCUGUAUACCACUAAGCCAGGAUGGAAAGCUGCUAAAAAUGAAUGUUCUCCCACGCUUUCUCUUUUUCUUCCAAAUGCUUCUUGGCACGCUCCCUCCUCCUUUUUUAAGCAGCUAACCAGAAGCAUUAUCAAAUAUAUUUGGCUCAGCUCCAACUCGCAUUUGAGGAUCUUGAUCCACAUGAUUCACAAGAAUUGUGGAAAAGCCAAUCUUACUCAUAUUUUAUUUACAUUAUUAUGCAGCUCUCUUACAGUCAUUGACAGGAAUCAUUAUCUGACUACUAAAUGGUGGCGAUAAAUACACCAGGAACAUACGCUCUAAUCAUUCUAGAUCACCCCAUUCAUGAAACCACCAAUAUCCCAUAUAUGCAAUCUUAUCUCACUUGGAAUUUUAAAAGAUACCUCAUUUAAGGGGAAGUGUAUUACCCCAUGACUAAUUUCAUACAUAACCCUGCUUUCCCUCAAAGUAUGGUUUUCAUCUGCUCCACAUUACACCCUAGGGCAAAAGGGAAAAGGUUCCACUUCAGACUUACACUCAAAGAUCUAUAAUCUUAAAUCCAUAGUUGCAUAUAUUGCUAUAUAAUUAGCCCACAAAUUAUAAUUUAAAUUAAUUAACCGAAGGCAAACUAAAGAUAUAGUCAACAUGUACACACACAGACUGAAGAACAAUGUACUUUUAUCAUAACAUACCACCAUGCCAUUAUAAUUUUACAUUUUAAAAUUAAUCAUACACAUAAUAACCAACAAACGCACAUUCGUAGCUCAUAUAAAUAUGCCCUUCCAUCAGAAAACCAAAUAACUACUAGUCUCAGAUAGUCUUUACUACAGAGUGGUCAAUACAGAUAGCUCUUAUAGAUAUGGUAAAAGUUCAUUAUCCCUGUUGUUUUAGAUAAGAACAGGAUUUAAAGAAAAACCUAGACACUAUCACACAUUUUAAAAGGUACUCAACAGAUAUCAUGACUAAGAUAACUCAAAGACAUAGCUUGUGGCAGUUGAAAAAGACACUCUUAUUCCAACAUAAAAAUAUCAAGCACAAUUUUGCUGAAGGAUACUUGAGUGCAUCUGCAUUACCAAUAAUUAAGCACUUUCUUGGAAUUCUACCCUCUAAUUCUGAUUCUCAGGCUCCUGGCUUUCCUUAGAUUAAAUUAUCAAGUGAACAUAUAAAAUAUGACCUGGAUGAGUAAGGGUAGACCAUUAUUGUAGUGUGUAAAUGUACAAAUACAGCUUUCCGUAGUGAAGUCCAUGCAAACUGGAUAGAAUUAGGAUUAAGAACUAUAAAAUAGUUCUAUUCCAGAAACAUCAAUUUGCCGUGGAACUAGCAAUCCUUAGGAUAUAAAAUAUGCCAUCAAAAACAUAUUUUAAAAAAUGCAUGUUUGGAUUUAGUAUGCAGGAGAAUUAACCAACUAAAUGUAGUAACUGAGUCUCAUCAACUAGCAGGUAUAGUUGUUAUCCCAUUAUAUAGGAUAGAAUAAUAAUCAUAAUAAUAAAAAUCUGUUUGCAGUACUAGAAAUCUGAUAAUGCAAUUUGCUAACUGCUAGGCUGCUAGAAUACAACUAUGUUGUAAAGUGAUCUAUGAUGCCACGUUUCAAAUAUACGUGUGGAAAAUUUAACAAAUCUAUACAGAUGAAUAAAUACAAAUUCUAGUGAGUAACUAUUACUAUUCCUAACAUUGAUUAAAUGUUUCCUUUUUAUUUUUAAUAUAUGUUUUCUCUUUUCAACUUUGAUGUAUUUCUGCAUUCCUUUAUCCCUGCAGUUGUGCUGGAAACUAUUACACUGAAUCAAAAAAAACGCUCAACGCCAACUAUUUAUUGUAGAUGGAUGAAAGAAUAGAUGCUUGAAAGGAAACAUUCAGAUUCAUCUGCGAUCAACCUGUGGGCUGUGGACACGUUUCUAGUGCUAGCAACCCAAUAUUAACAAACCUUGAAAAUUAAGUCAGUGGAAUACACCUAUAUAUUAAAGAGAUUUUUUGGUGAAGCUUUUUUAAUGAGAAAUGGAUCAUUGCCACAAUACAAUCAGAAGGAUAAGCAUUGAUUUGGUACUGGACAAGACACAAGUCUCAUCUUGAAAAAAAGCUUUAAUAAACUCCUUUAUAGACUCAUCCACAAGACUUCAUAGCUUCAGUGUAAGUAUAUGAUUGCAAAAAGUCUGUCAUUUAUUAGAAGUGAGAAAAGUAUUCCAGAAAGAAACCAAAAAAAAAAAAAAUCAGUAAAAUGAAUAACUCAACAGAAAUGACAAAGGAGGAGUGCGUCCUUAACCAAGUGGUACUGACACGAGUCCUGCCAAGUCUAUACACCAUUAUUUUCUUUGUUGGCAUUUGUCUCAAUGGGUUGAAUUUAUGGAUUUUUUGCUACAUCCCCAGUGACAGGAGCUUCAUUGUUUACCUGAAGAACAUUGUCGUGGCUGACCUCAUAAUGACCAUUACAUUCCCAGUGAAGAUAUUGAGUGACGCGAAAAUAGGUCAUGAGAUGUUGUACAUAGUAGUCUGCCGUUUUUCUCAAGUGGUUUUUUAUUUGAACAUGUACAUCGGUAUUUUGUUUUUGGCCAUUCUCGGCUUUGAUAGGUACUACAAGAUUGUAAUGCCAAUGCAAUCAUCUUCUUUCCAGACAGUCAGCUUUAGCAAAUUCAUCUCAGCUGGUAUAUGGAUAACAAUGGCUAUUAUUACAGUUCCUAAUAUGAUUCUAACGAACAAGCCUUCUUCUGGAACUGGCAAAACAAACUGUGCCCAGCUAAAAAGUCCACUUGGUGUACAAUGGCACAAGGCAUCAAAUUAUAUUUGUAUAGCUAUAUUUGUGUUUGUGUUUUGUUUACUCGUUGUGUUUUAUCUCUCUAUUUCAAGAAAGAUUUAUAAAUCCCAUCAAAGAUUGAGAAGAAAUUCAGAUGCAAGGAGAGCAUCCAAGAGAAACAUAUACAGCAUUCUGUUUGUUUUCUUUGUGUGCUUUGUCCCCUAUCAUGUUUGUCGAAUUCCAUACACCUUAAGUCAGACUGGCUCUAAUUACAGCUGUCAAGUCCGCAACACCUUGUUCUAUAUCAAAGAAAUUACAUUGCUGAUGUCAGCAUCUAAUGUCUGCCUGGACCCUGUCAUUUAUUUCUUUAUGUGCCAACCAUUUCGAAAAAGGCUCUUUGAAAAAUUACAUAUUAACAACAGCAUCCAAGAGACUGAAAGAACAGUAAGAAUUUCCUCCACUCGGAUAUUAUAAGCUGUUAUUGCAAUAUUGAGCACUUUUGGACCUUUUAGGUGAAACUGCCCAUAAAGUAUUAUACAGAUGUGUCUUGGUUUAAAAUGGACAUAUGUAUAUAUUUUUCUAAUAUGCACAGAAUUUGACCUCACAGCCUUCCUUCUAGUUGCAAACUUGGUCUUCUGAAACAAAUGCAAACUAUUCAUAAAAUAUGACUGUAUAAUGGAUUUGUUUUAUGCAUUAUUGUCAGUGAUUGUAUAAAAGAAUUGGAGUAUUUUAGCAGAAGUGAACUGAUAAACAAUAUCCCAAGCAAUUUACAGUAGGGGUAGGAAGCAUCUCCAAUGCUUUAAGGCCAGCACAGGAAAAAUAACCCACAACAUCUGGACAUGUAGAAGUAGCCUAUUCCUGCUUUAAAGGGUCACUCUAUGCACCAUACACAAUAAAUUAAUGUAGUGGUUACGUUGCUCUUAGACUGCAGGCAUCAUCUCUCUAUUCUUGAUCAAAGCGUUUUGAGCAGUUUGACCAAGAACCAGAGAAAGUUACCCAGAGCCCAAAAUAGCAAGCUCAGCCAACUAAUGCCAUCCAAAUAUUGGUGAAAUUUAGCUUUACAACAUUUAGUUGUAGCAAUCUGAGAAAUGAAUUGCAAUGUUUUGAGAAUUUAUCCAGAUCAGGUGUUGAUAUCUACAUUUUGCAAUUUAGUUUUCAGUUUACUACAUUUCUGCAUGUAGUGAAUGAACCCUCACUAUGUUUCCAAUUCAACUAAUCUGGCCUAAAACUUUUAUUUCCUGGGCCAUUUCCCAACAAUUCACAGUGCUUAGGCUUGAUAAACACUGAUUUGGUUGCAGGAUAGAAAUGUUUGAAAAAACACUUUGGGGUUUAUUUACAAAACACUGACAGGCUUCUUCAGUAACGCAAGAACUGUCAGUAAAUCAUCUUUCAAAUUUAGCACCAAAAUAGCCUUAAUAGAAAAUUCUCAAGCUCGACUUUGCUUUUAAUUUCACUAUAGUGGCCUAAAAUUUGAAAUUCAGUUUGAAUUUCCAACAAGUCUUCCUUUUGUGAAUAGCCCUGCAAAUUAUAGUGAAUUGAAAUCGGUAUUGCUGAACUGGAGAAUUUUCAAAAUCAGUUACUGUUGACUAAAUGUUGCAAUCCAGAUUUCAAGCCAUUGCAAUUUGUUUUGUAGUAAAUAAAAUAAUUUUCCAUUUUCAUUAUUUUCACUAUUACAUAACUAUCUCCCAAAGGGUUGUAGCAAAAUUUUACCUCUGCUUGAAGCUACGAGCAGAGCUACAUAACUGUGUAUUUAUCUAGCCCUUACUACAUGCAGAUAGGUUUUAUAAAUUAUCCUCCAUGGGAAGAAUUCAAACUUAGUUUAAAGGUAAAAUUAAUUAAGAUCUAUACAAAAGCUACAAAGUAACCAACAGUAUUGAGAACUUUCUGCAGAAAUCAAGGAAGUAAUUGAAAGUAUCUCCCAAUGCAUGAACAUUGGUUGAUAACAUGAUUAAUUUUAUACAUUCCCCAGACAACUUUCAGGGUUAUUCACUAAUAAUCUGUAAACUGUCCAGAACUGAUAAGGGAACGGUCAUUGUAGGUCAAUGGCUCUGGCUCUAUAGGGUCCUUGGGUCCACCUCACCUUCUGGGCCCCCUCCCGCAUGGCUCUAGGGGGAGGAAGGGGUUAAAGGCUUACCUUUCUACAGCGCCGAGCUCCCUCGGCGCUGGGGACUCUCCUCCUUCUCCUUUUCCCAUAAUCGGCUGAAUGCGCAUGAAGCGCCUCUAGCGGCUGUCAAUGAGACAGCCAAUAGAGGCUGGAUUAACCCAUUUGUAAACAUAGCAGUGGUUUACAGCAGAAAGGGUUAAUCCUAGAUGGACCUGGCACCCAGACCACUUUAUUAAGCUGAAGUGGUCUGGGUGCCUAUAGUGGUCCUUUAAAUGUGUAAUUAGAUGGCCUUUUCUUAGCAAUUCUCAGUUCAGUUAAUAACCUUCAAAGCAAAGAAAUAAAUCUGGAAAUGUAAAGAGUUUAUUCACUAGACAAUGAAAUGUAAGAAAUUGUAAACUGAACUCUCUAGCUGGAAAUUCUCUACAUUGACCAAAGCCUGGCAUUAUAUGAUGGUACUCAUUGGCUGACAGAACUCAGCCGACUCUCUCGGCCAGUGAAUUGGCACUACAAGAAAUUACGGCUCCAGAACAGGAAUGAUUGGUGUCCAGCAAACCCCAGAUAAGCUGUCAAGAUAUUCUCAAAUGAAUGGUUUGACAAUAUACUGGCACCAAAAUCCACUAAAGCAGGCUCUUCACUACCAAAAUUUAGCAGUAUGAGAUUUAGUCCAUAAAGUGCCCCAUUCACUUCAAUUUAUACCCUCAAAAUACUGCUAGUCUGUAGAGGGACUCAUUUAUUUGCUAGAAACCACUAGCCACUGAUAGAAUGCCUGAAAAUGUAAGCUUACCCCUUGAUUCCAAAUAGUUCAAGAAGUUUCAGUUGGUCAUAUAAUUCCUACAGCCAGGGAGGAAUGAAUAUCCUUUACCAUUUCACUGUCAGCAUUACAUUUGCAUCCCAGAAAUUGAUAAACAUUGCUAAAACAGUUUUAAACUUCUUUAUUUUAGAAACAUUUGAUUUUACUGUACUGUAUGUUGGAAUUAUGCAUAAAUGCAGACAUUAAUUUUACAUUCUGCUGCCAUUUUUAGUAAGUUUAACUAGUAGUAAUGUCUACAGGUAUUUGACCAAUUUUAUUUAUUUUUGUCCACCUACUGAAUGUGAGAAAAUUGAAUUUUUUAUACUAACAUUUCAGACUCUGUGUGAAAUAUUAUCAGAUAAAAAGACACUGCUGUAUACCGUCUAAAGCUUUUCAUUUCCCAAAUAUUUUAUAAAGGAUGAACAAGUGAAAAAUACAUACUGUGUAAAUUGACAUCAUUUUAAUUGUUAGGUUUGUCUGCAAAGAAAUCUAUACACAAUAAUGCCGUGUUAUCUGUUUGUAUGCUAGCUAUACAUCCCUUUCUGCAAAUAAAUGUUAUGCUAAUAUUUUUUUUUUAAUAAAAAAAAAUGUUUGGUAGUGAGGGGGUUAGGUGGAAAAUUCAUAUUUGUGCAAAAAAUAUAUAUUUCUUCAGCUUGGCCCUUUUAGCUGAAAUUUUGUAAUUCUAAUUUUUACUGCAACAUGGAGCUUAGUGAUUAACUAUGUGAAUGUCACUUUUCCACACACCAUUAACACUUUACAAGUCAGAAAGACAAAUGAUAUAUUACACUGAACAGAGAUGGUUAAUCUUCAAGUUAAGACUUGGUAGAUUUGAAGUACUAAGACAUUUUUCAACCAUUAAAUAUUUGUCUAAUAAGAGGAAAAGAUCCAGAAGGUGACUUAGUCAACACAGCUGUGGAUCAGCACAGACCUUGUUUAUCCUUUCAUUGUAGUUUUUAUUUUUUUUUGUACACCCUAAAACAAAAAUAAUUGCCAGUCAUGGAUUUAUGCGUUUCAAUGCCGAGAGACAUUCAGUAAUCAGCGACAGCUAUGUAAACAUGCAUUCUAAAACCUGUCAAUUCAGUACCUGGAUAAAGGAUCACAAUUAAAAUCAAUGAAGCACGUUACACGUUCAACAAAAAAAAUGAUGGCACAUACAAAUGCAUGUAUUUAUCAGGUCACACAUUGGUUCCCAAGGCUGCAGUUUACAGAUGGAUAUUUGCUUUGGAUUCAAUCAUAACAUCCAUUCAUAGGUAAUGUCAGUUAUUUACCUUUAAAGUUUCUGCCCUAGGUUUUAGCCAUUAAGUUAGAUAUAACACAUUGGGAUUGACUGACCAUGUAAUGUCAAGUAGACUUUCCAUUUACAGCAAGCGAUUGAAUUCACAGGAUAUUUGGUUGAAAACUUCGUAGCCAAAAAGUGUAGCAAUUAUUGCCUGGGAGGUUAUGAUCUUUUCAUGUUUGUGGACACUACAAGAAAAAUACUUUUCCUGCAGCAUGUAAAAUUAAUAUAUUGCAGGAAAAAAUAUUUAAUAUGAUGGACCCCAAAAAGUAACUAUUGUACUUUGAUUACCUAAUGUACUUGUAUUUUUUGCUUGAAAAUGUAAAUUAAACAGAUUACAGGGUAGUACUUUUCAUGUAGAGCUCAUCUGUACGAAUAGGUGACAAAUGUCCAGGUAAACACGGUGAAUGAGGAUAUAAUGAAAAGGUACUUCAAUUUAAAUUUUAAAGUCAUAUGUAAAAUUGUUGCACAACUAAUAGUUAGAAAAACUAAAAAAGGGCAUACCCUAUAGAUUUAGUUACAGGUAACAAACUAAAAAUGUCAUAUUGUGCAAAUUAAUUUAAACUUUAAGGUGCCAUGUGUACGUAUGGUUCUACAGAUGGAAUAUCUGAGUGUGCGUGUUUUAUUAGUGCAUUAUGUAGCAUGUUGCCAAAUAUCAGAAAACAUAUAUUUUUUGUAAAUAAAUAUAUAUUUGUGUUGUUUCUACUUAUUAUAUUUUUCCUUAG